AUGCAAUAUUGUUUGUUAGGUAAGAAAAGAAAAAAUAGGCUCUUCACUUUAAUUAUGCUGCUGACAGUCCUGCUAAUGGUAUAUUAUUCGGUUGACUUGUCCGUACCAGUUCAACAUAGUAGUAGUGAUAGAAGUAAUAGUUGCGAUCGUUGCUUGAGUUAUUAUGAGACUCUCGAGCCUGGGUGGUCGAAUGACUUCUACGACGUAAAUCAAAAAAGUUUGGCUCCUGCAGAGGAUGUGAUUAAACUUGUCACCAGGAUCAUCAUUUUUUCCAAAUGCUUGCAGCAGGGUGGUAGGCGUAAUGUUCAACGUCUGCGAAAUGUUGAAAAGAGGCUGUUUCCGUAUAUCAACUUUGAAAGAUUGGAAACAGAUGAGACCAACUUUUGGCAUUCACAUACAAGAUGGAAUGGUGAAGUUCAUCAUGCUUCUGUGAUGGAGUUUGACCGCAAAGGCCACCAUUUUGUUCGUUCUAGACCCAUCAAUUUUGAUACAGGUCUAUCUUUUUGGGAAAAUUGGUUGCAGAGGAUAACUCAAAGUGGUUCAAGAGGGAUAGUCAUCAGUGCUUCUGACACGCAGUUGGACGAGACUGUAAGGCUAUUGAAAGUUUUACGAUAUUUCAAAAAUGAUUAUCCUAUUCAAAUUGUUCAUAAUGCAGACCUGAGUCAAGAUUCCAUCCGAUUGCUUGUUAAAUACGGAAGAAGUGAGGAUACUCCAGAGUAUCCUGCUCAAGAAAUAUGGUUUUCGAACGUGCGUAACUUGCUAAGUCCGAAAUAUUCCAACAAAUUCGCGACAUAUUCCAACAAAUGGUUGGCAUUGAUUUUCUCGUUCUUCGAAGUUCCUAUUUUGCUGGAUUCAGAUACUGUGCCAUUUGUUCCGAUAGACGAGUUUUAUAAACUAGAGGAAUUUCAAAGGACCGGGGCUUUAUUCUUCAAAGAUCGGAUAAUAUCGAAUGACCUCUUUGAAUCAUCUCAACUGGACGUUCUAAAAGAGAUUAUUCAUGGGUGUAUUGGACUUAAUUUGACAGAUGAGUCUGACAUACAUGAAAAGAUAGAAGAUCCGACGGUUGUACAGGUGUUGGAAAACAUGCUAAUAAAGAAGCACAAGCAUCAUUUGGAGAGCGGCCUGGUAGUACUGCAUAAGGACAAGCAUCUCUUCAGUGUGCUUAUCUCAGUGGCCUUACAAUUUUCUCCAAUUUCAGAGUAUUUUCAUGGUGAUAAAGACUGGUUUUGGAUGGGCGAGUUAUUGUCAAACAACCACUUCACUUUCCACCCGGUGGAUGCAUCAAAUAUUGGUCAAUUUGGUAAUGUCGUUUCAAAGGAAAGCACUGGUGAAUUUUACCAGAUUUGUUCCGUGCAAUUGUCUCACACAGAUAAAGACGGAUCAUUACUAUGGCUAAACGGAGGUCUCAAUGUCUGUAAAAAGGCCUCAUGGGAAUAUGACUAUGAGCAUAGCCAGAGACUAGCGGACAUGUUCCAAGAUGCGGAAGCAUUACGCAAAUAUUACCAAUCGCCAGUAAAAUUAGAAGGAAUUAUAAUUCCAGACGCUAAUAUAUCAGGAUGGGUUAAGUCAGGGGAGUGUUUUAUGUUCAACUAUUGCACGCUAUUUAAGGAAGCACAGUUUGGAAAGGCCAUCAAGUUCAAGGAGUCGGAGAAACGCCGAUUUUCAGAAAUUGUUAGAAUUUGGAAUGAAAAUGUAUUCUGA
Molecule: messenger RNA, 1701 nt
Organism: Saccharomyces kudriavzevii IFO 1802
Lineage: Eukaryota; Fungi; Ascomycota; Saccharomycetes; Saccharomycetales; Saccharomycetaceae
Gene: MNT2
Product: alpha-1,3-mannosyltransferase MNT2
Exons: 1
Coding region: 1-1701 (566 amino acids)
Biological process (GO): protein O-linked glycosylation
Cellular component (GO): Golgi apparatus
Molecular function (GO): alpha-1,3-mannosyltransferase activity
Source: RefSeq, a predicted model, not a curated record